AAACCUUUUUCCUGCCUAUGUCCUGCCUGGGGAGAGAACACAGAGAAGUUAUAAACAGAAACCGAUACAUUCAUAUAUACAACACACACAACUAAAACGUGUGUUCCGCGACGAACAAGUGCUCCAUUGAACACACAUAUUAUAUCCAGAAACGCACGAUCCUAGCCCUAAUUGCGAAAUUCUGUUGACCGAGGUAAAUAUUUCAGGUCGAUCCAGCGGUCUCAUUGUCUCUUCAAAAAAUUGGUUGGUGCGUCCUUUUCAUCACUUAAUGGAGCUUAGAGUUUCAUCCCGAAGGCCACGCAUGAUAUACAAAGGUGAUCCCGAUGAUAAAGAAAUCAGUGAUGACGAUGAUGAUCGCAACCAUAAGCAUCGUAGAAGAGAUGAUGCGAGGUCUCGGUUAUUGGAGGAUGAAGUUACGGGACACAUCUUUACAAAGUCAUAUAGAAAAGGAAGUAAAUCUUUCCAAAAUAGACAUCUUGGCGGCGAAACUGGUUCUCAGUCCAAUGAAACAUGGAAAAAGUAUAGUUUUAAUCCUAUCGAGAAAGAGAUCUCUGUAAAGUUUAACCAGAAAGGACCUGGGUUAACUCAGUUUUCUAGAGGAAGGGAUUCCGGUCAAUGGGGUUUGGCAACGGUUUCAAAUUCUCAAGGUCAAUCCUGGAGUCCAUUUGGAUUGGUUCCCGGAAUUUCAAACGGUGAUCAGGAUAUGUUUCACCCUCUUGGCUUACAAGGAACAUACAGACCAGCUAUUAAUUCUUCUUUGAACACGGGACUUGCAAGACGACAGUGUCGGGACUUUGAGGAACAAGGGUUUUGCCUAAGAGGUGACAUGUGUCCUAUGGAGCAUGGGACGAAUCGUAUUGUUGUAGAAGAUGUUCAGAGCCUUUCACAGUUUAAUCUCCCUAUAUCACUUGCUAGUGCGAAUCUAUCUAUAGCACCAGUGGGGACAGGACCUACACCCUCAACUAGUGUCGUGAUGAACACGCGAUCAAACAGCAAAGGCCCGCAUGGAAAAAAUAUCAAGCAUAAUAUCGGUGACAUUGAUUCUGCUGCUGACUUUUAUGAUCCUGAUCAGCCUCUUUGGAGCAAUGAUUCACAUACAUCAACCGGGCUUCAAUCUAUACCUCAGCCAAAUGUUGGAAAAAACGAUUCAUUACUGGAUCAUGGUUUAUCUGGUGAUCAUCGCAUUGGUCAGUCCGACGGAUCUGAUAAUGAACUUGUAACCAAUAGUGGGGCUGUGCGCGCAUCUCAAAAAACAAGAUCUUCUGUACAUGGUAGAAUAACCAGCAUUACAAAAAGAACAGAAAUGGGAGAGAAUGUAAUUUCCGCUAGCAAUUCAAGUUUCCGGAAGCCGAACAUUUCAGAGUCAUCUUUGAAAUCUCAGAGUGGAAAUGGACGUAUGAACCGUAAGCCGUCACAAAAGGCACAACGUACGUUAUUUGUUAAUGGCAUUCCCCGUCAGAAUAACAAAAGGGAGCUCUUACUUUCACAUUUUCAAAAGUUUGGGGAGGUUACCAAUGUUUCUAUUCCUUUAAAUAGCGAGCGGGCUUUUGUUCAGUUCUCUAAAAGAGAAGAAGCAGAAGCUGCUCUUAUGGCACCUGACGCUGUAAUGAGUAAUCGCUUUAUUAAGCUAUUUUGGGCUAAUCGUGACAUCAUACACGAUGUCCAGACAGUUAGUGGCCGUAACAUGUCUAUACCACCCCUUGGAUUGAAAGUUUCUUCUGUUGCAAACAAAAGAAAAGAUGAUUUCCAAUCAGUAUCGCAUGAUAGCAGAGUCUCUCAUGCCUCUGCUUCUGAUCACUCAAAGCCUACGGUUGUAUAUGACACAAAAAUAACUCCACCUUUGCAAAAGAAGCUCGAGAGUCUGGAGCUUUUGAAGGAAGAACUUCGGAAAAAACAAGAAAUGCUUGAUCAGAAAAGGAAUGACUUCCGACGCAAACUGGAUAAACUUGAGAAACAGUCUACUGGUCCAGAAGGUGAAGUAGCACCCGAACAGGUUGCUAAAAAGCAGAAGUUGGGGGUUUUAGCUGAUUCUGUAACGGCUGCAACCCUGAGUGACGGGGAUCGUGAUGCUGUUGUACCAUCAGCACAAGAUGAAGUGGCAGGUACUAGUAGUAGCAAAUCUGCGGAUCCCUCCAGGAAGCAAUGUUCGAAAACAAAAUUAUCAUUAGCACUUCCAGAAUCUUCAAGCUUGAAAUCAUCUCCACUUUCAUCGUCCAAUCUUGGAUCACCUGUUGUCAGCAAUCGGUUCAAACUGGACAAUCGGCCAACUGCGUUUAAAAUUGUUUCACCUCUACCCGAUGGUCUUGCUGAUGUUCCCGUGUUGAAGAAACACUUUUCACCAUAUGGCGAUCUUUCAAAGGUGCAAGUAGAAGACGACCCCAAAACAUCCAAUGUUACAGCUCAGAUAUAUUUCAGAACACGUCAUGCGGCUGAGAAGGCGUUUGUGGGUGGCAAAUCCUGGAAAGGGCACAAUUUGCAAUUUGUAUGGCUAAAUUCUACUACCAAUUCCAGGAAAGAUGAUGUUGUUAGGCAAACUCCGUCACAUUUUUUGAAAGAUUCUUCUAAAACUACUUCCCAACAACCAUACACAUCUGGAGAUGGAGAUUCUGAAAAAACUCAAGGAGCAGAAAUUGUCAAGGAUGAUAUAGAAACUCGUCAUUCUAAUUGCAUUAGUGACACCGAAUAAACCUUAAAAGAAUGGCGGUGUACAGUAGAGUUAAGUAAAUGGUAUAUCAAGUGCUUAGUUGCCAUAGAGCAUCGCUCAAUUUUGUUGUCUCGUGCUUGCAGUUUGUAAAUGGAAUUCUUAACUGCCGGUUGGGAUGAUUUGUUCGGUUAGUUAGUUAUGUCUUCGUAUUUGUCAGGUUUGUCUAGAAUUAAGGAUUAUAUUUAAAAUUCGGUUAAAUAA
Molecule: messenger RNA, 2905 nt
Organism: Helianthus annuus (common sunflower)
Lineage: Eukaryota; Viridiplantae; Streptophyta; Magnoliopsida; Asterales; Asteraceae
Product: zinc finger CCCH domain-containing protein 41
Exons: 5
Coding region: 269-2686 (805 amino acids)
Cellular component (GO): nucleus
Molecular function (GO): metal ion binding; RNA binding
Source: RefSeq, a predicted model, not a curated record